This is a messenger RNA of Nymphaea colorata (pocket water lily), 1356 nucleotides long. RefSeq lists its product as uncharacterized. The coding region runs from base 1 to 1356 and encodes 451 amino acids. The transcript is spliced from 6 exons. The record is from RefSeq and is a predicted model, not a curated record. Lineage: Eukaryota; Viridiplantae; Streptophyta; Magnoliopsida; Nymphaeales; Nymphaeaceae.
AUGGAAGGUUCAAGCUCAAGAAAUGAUAGUCUUGUCUGGAGUGACGCUCAACUAGAUCAUCUUAUAGAACUUCUAGUUGAGCAAUCAAGACUCCCUGGCAUGAAGUCAAGUGCUAAUUUAAAGCCAAAAGCAUAUAAGGUCAUUGAACGACAAAUGAUAGAAAUGUUUGGCCCAAAUUUCAAAGUCGAAAAAAUAAAAAACAAAUUGAAGAGUACGAAAGCAGAUUACAAUGUGUGCAGACAAAUUUUGUCAACAAGUGGGUUCGGUUGGGACCCGACAAACCAGUGCGUAGAUGUUGAAAAUGAAGUUUGGGUGGAGUACAUUCAGAAAUUCCCUGAUCGGCGCAAGUUUAAAGGGGGGCAAAAAUGGAAACAUUAUCAACAACUAGACGAAGUGUUUGGCCAGUCCAUUGCAAAUGGUAUUGGUAGUUUCACUUGUUCUUCAUUGAAUAGAUCUAAUGACUUACAAACUGAUGAACCACCCGAGACCCCUACAACACAUAACCUUGAUUUGGGUUACAAUGUUCAUGAAAAUGUAUCAUUUACACAAAUGUUGAACGAAGAUUCUCCUGUGCCAUCACCGACGCAGGUUCAACAAGAUUCACAACAAAGUGGAUUUGAAAGUAGGACAACAAACUCAUCAAAUAAAAGAGCAAGAGUAAGUGCGAAUCACGGGGGUUAUGAAACAAUAUUGCAGGAAAUAGCUGAUACUUUUCGUACAAUGAUAGACACAUCCUCAUAUAGCUGCUUGAACAACUGUUUAGAGCUAUUUCAAGAAAUGCUCGAGUUGGGAGAGAUAGAUGCUGGCAUGCACUUAAAAGCCACGAUGCUAAUGGAGAAGCCAAACAAGCCAGUCGUCUUCCUCAAACUUCUGCCGACCCAACGUGUGCCUUGGUUGUUGGCUAAUGAUUGUCUAGGAGCUAUAGAUGGCACUCACAUACCAGUAUGGGUACAUACAUCAGAACAAUCGAGGUUUCGAAAUAGAAAAGGAACUCUCUCACAAAAUGUACUGGCUGUAGUUGGUUUCGACAUGCGAUUCCACUAUGUUUUGGCGGGCUGGGAAGGCAGUGCGACAGAUUCAAGAGUAUUGUACAGUGCACUAGACAACGAUCCUCUUCUCAUACCUACAGGGAAAUACUACCUUGGUGAUGGAGGAUAUCCAAACAUACGUGGUUUACUAACUCCACAUCGAGACCAUAAUCUUGAAGCAGAGCAGUUUGAUGUUGAUGAAAGUGCAUUUGAUGAUGCAAAUGAGAGCACAUCGUUUGUAAACGAGGAUGAAAGUAGGACACAAAGUGUUCGUCGAGGAUCGAAUAAUGAUCUGCGCAGACUGAUGGAAGAUGAAGCACUGACAUAA